Molecule: messenger RNA, 4167 nt
Organism: Hemibagrus wyckioides
Lineage: Eukaryota; Metazoa; Chordata; Actinopteri; Siluriformes; Bagridae
Gene: pald1b
Product: phosphatase domain containing paladin 1b
Exons: 20
Coding region: 1176-3890 (904 amino acids)
Source: RefSeq, a predicted model, not a curated record
GUUCUCUCUGUGUAAACUAGCCUCUGCCUCAAUGCUGUAGUCCUGUAUUCAGGCCUGGCCACAUGACUGAAGACAACCGAGAAAGGAUCUGUAAAGAGGGGUUAGUUCUGAGGGGAUUCGAGAUGCAAGACAACUUAGACAGGCUUUUAUUCUAUGCUUCAUUCUCCUAGACACGUUAACACUGAAAAUCUCAUGGUUAUCUAAGUGAAGAAGUAAUUAGGUAAGGAAUCUGUUUUAUAAUAUUUACUUUUCCUUCCACAGUGACUAGUCAAUUCUGCUGACUGUGAUUAAGGGGGAAAAAAAGUUUUGUUUCGAGCUUUCUUUGCUUGGUUUUGUGGCCGGAUAAAAAGAAAAAGCCAAUAUAAUGUUUCAAAUAAUCAUUUUGUGGACAAUUAUUUCAGUUGCUUGGAAGAUCAGUGUGCUGGAGCUUGUUAUCUAGGUAAGGAAAUAAGCACACUAACAUGUGGCAGUGGUUGGGUGCUGUAAUGCUCUGUUAUUGCUUAUGAGAAUGACAAAUCUAGACAAAACUGGUUGACAAAAAGUGCAUGUUUGUGACUUCGAGGUGUGUUUUUAAUUCUGCUUCAAAAGCUCAGAAGCUGUAAAGCUCACACAUUUACAUCUUGCUAGCUAACAUCCAACACCACAGGUGUAUAACUUUUGUAUAACAAAAGGAUUUUUUUGGAUGUAAACUGGGAUGCCGCAUAAUAAUCCACAUGUUCUCUGUGCACUUUAAAACAAGGAUAUUUCAAUCAUUAGUACCCCUAGUACUUUAGAACUUCCUCCUCCUGACUAAAGCUCUUUGGUGCUCAUAUCCUUCCUCCUAUCUGUGUGACAUCACACAAGUGCAUCCUGAGUUUUCUUUGGCCAUAUUUAGAGAUUUUCCUCUGUGCUUUUUUUUUUCCUGCUCUAUUGGCACAAAUGGAAUUUCAAUCAAGUCUUUGGAAAAGGCAUCACUAUUUCUGAUGUGUGGGACACAGAUCACAGUUAUACAAACAUAAAAGAUUAAAAGCAUUCACUAGAAAAUAGAAGAAGCACUCCAGAUCUAUUUCUGGUAAAGGAAUAAUUAAAAGUAAAUGAUCUAGUUUGUAUCUCAUUCUCCUGUGUGGUUGUUGUCAGAGUUGCUGUUUGAAAGUUUGUGUUUUGGGUAUGCUCCAUGAAAGAGGGUUGUCCUGUGAAUGUCUGGAGCCGCCCACAGAGCUGUCUGGCUGCCAGAUGUACAGUACUUCUCCGCUGCCCCCUCGGGAACUCCAACUUCAACUCUGGCACUCUCUGUGUGGAUUAUGGGCACUACUGCUAGUGCAGGGUCCCAGCCUGCAUCAGUGACUCCUACACAGCUCAUCGAUCAGCAGGCUGGUGACAUAGCAGAAGACAAGCGCUCGGUGAGCAGCAGCUCUUUGCAGGCGCUGAACAUUCCCAACAGCAAGGCCAAGUCUAUUAUCACAAACAAGGUGGCCCCUGUUGUUAUCACGUAUAACUGCAGGGAAGAGUUUCAAAUUCAUGAUAGUAUCCUCUCAGCUAACUACUCUGUGGGAAAAAUAUCUGAUACGCUGCCUGAACAUUACCUAGUGCUGGGUGAGUUUUUUAUGGUGCAGGAUGUGAAUAGUAGAGCAGAUGUCUUAAACACUACAGGAAGCUACGGGGCCCCUAACUUCCGGAAAGCAAAGGAAAACUACCCUCUGUUUGGAAUGGGCCAGGCCAGCCUGAACGGCUUCAAACAGCUCCUCCAGAGGCUAGAGAGUGAAGCUUAUGAGGAAGUGAUAUUCUUCUGUGUGCGGGAAGAACCGGUUGUUUUCCUGCAUGUGGAUAAAGACUUUAUACCAUACACACCCAGGAAGAAAGAUAACCUCCAUGAAAACCUAAAAGACCUGAGAAGUGUGGCCAAAGCAGAGCAGCUGGAGCUCUCUAUAAGAAAAGAGUUGUGUGACUUUGCUAAACUCUGUGAGAACAUCUUCUAUGUUUACAAUGACAUCGAAAACUUCAAAGAUGAGCCACAACAAGUCAAGAUCGUGUCUGAGGAGGACAUACAUGUAACCGAGGAGGUUUACAAAAGACCACAGUUCAGUUUGCCUUCUUAUCGAUAUUACAGACUCCCACUUCCUGCAGAGGGGGCACCACUGGAGGAGGAUUUUGAUGCUUUUGUAAAGGUGCUUAGGAAAAGUCCUAGCUUAUCAGUAUUGCGUGAUGGCUCCAAGCCUCUGCCUGCACUGCUCUUCAGCUGCCAAGUGGGAGUGGGACGAACCAACCUCGGCCUUAUCCUUGGUGCACUAGUCUUUCACCAUCUACAUGAGACAACAAAUAACACCAGGGAAGAGGACGCACAGGUCAAAGUGCAGCCAGAGUUUCAGGUCAUUCAGAAUCUGAUCGGUCGUCUCCCCAAAGGUCAACAAGUGCUUGAUGAGGUCAAUAGAGCUAUUGAAAUGUGUUCAGAAUUGCAUAAUGUCAAAGAUGCAAUAUAUGAGAAUAAAAGAAAAAUGGAAGCAGUUUGUGAAGAUUUCCAGAUACAAGGAAGCAGAACAAAGAAAUAUUUCUUGGAAAGGACGCUGCAGAGUCUUGAGACUUAUUUCUAUUUAAUACUGUUCAAUGCUUAUCUUCAGGAUCAGUAUCCGCAGAUGUUUGCCCAGAGUUUCAGUGAGUGGCUGUGUGUGAAUGCAUGGAUCUACAGGCUGCUUGGCAGUAUGAACCGUUCUGAGCUCUUAGCACCAGCCAGCCUUAUCACUGAUGGAACCAGGAUACUGGUGGCCAGUGAGUUUUUGGCACCAGAUGUACUUGGUACAGCCAAGGAAAUGAGGGUGGCCAACUUCAGACGAGUUCUUAAGACAUCUGUGUAUGGCAUGGCCCAGCCAAACUCUGAGGCUGUUUCUAUUGUGUUAUCUUACCUCACGGAUGAGCGACGGAAGCAUUCCAGCAUUGUAUGGGUGAAUCUCCAAGAGGAAAUGAUUCUGGAAGGUAAUGGGCAGAUGUUCAACACUCGAGAACCAAGCAGUCUGGAGCAACCAAUCCAAGUGUAUGUGCAGAACUCACAACAACAUGAGACGCUGGAGCUGGCACUAAAGGAGGAAAUUCUCAGGUCUGAGAAGUGGCUUGAAGUAGUCAUUGAACAGGACAAGCAGAUGAGAAUGCUAAAAAGCUGUCAUACUGUCCAGGAAGUCUUUGCCAAGCAAAAGAGCAUUUACCCAGGCCUCACGUAUCAGCGUAUCCCACUUACAGAUUGCUGUGCUCCAAACGAGGCGUUUUUUGACCAGCUGUUAGAUGCUAUGAAGAGCAGUCUUGGUGAGGAUCCCAGCUCAGCUUUUAUCUUCAACUGCAGUGAUGGGAAGGACCGAACCACCACUGCUAUGGUCACCGCAACUCUUACUCUCUGGCACUUCAAUCGCUUUCCUGACUGUGUGGAUGAAGAAAUUGUAAGUGUCCCAGAUGCAAAGUACACAAAAGGAGAGUUUGAGGUGGUGAUGCAGGUGGUUAGACUGCUACCCGAUGGUCACCGUAUGAAAAGAGAGGUGGACAUGGCACUAGACGUUGUCAGUGAGACAAUGACUCCAAUGCAUUACCACUUACGGGAGAUCAUUAUAUGCUCAUAUAAACAGAUCAAAACAGCGAAAUCAGAAACUGAAUUGCAGCAGUUACGUCUGAGAAGCCUGCAGUACCUGGAGCGCUAUAUUUACCUCAUCCUAUUUAACAGCUACCUCCAUCUGGAGAAGAAAGACUCCUGGAGACGGCCGUUCAGCAUGUGGAUGCACCAGGUGGCAGCACGAGCUGGCAUCUACGACAUCCUCAACCAGCUGGGCUUCCCUGAGUUUGAGGCACCUAAGACUUGUCCACUGGCUAGACUACGCUACCGCUGGAGACAAUAUAACGCUUAUUCACUGCCCAUCCGUGGAGAGCUCAUCUAACAGAACACUAGAUUUUUCACAGAGGAUUGAGAUUGGACUGUUUAACUAUUUUAGGUUUGAUGAGCAGUGAUUCAGUCAGGUUUUAGUGCAAAAGCCAACACCACCAACACCAGCUUCCAUCUGAGAAAGACCCUUAACCCCCUAACUGCUCGGCUCAAAUGUAAGUCACUUUGAAUGAAAGUGGCUGUGAAAUGAAUAAAUGUAAAUGAUGAUUCUCAACUCUGUUCAUUCCUAAGUGUAUGAAACUGAAUUAAACUUCUGAGAUUGUGUAAAUUCA